AUGAGUGCUGCGGUACAGAAUCUCGUCAUUUCGCUCGUGGCGAUGCAACUUGCUCGCAAGAUUCCAUUCGACGACCCCGAGGUGCUCACCUACGUGCGCAUUGGGUACGUGUCGGUUCAGCUCCUCGUCCUAUCGACGUAUUAUUACCUCAACAUGAAGAUCAAGCAGAAGAAUGAUCAGACGGUGUUGAAGUAUGUUGAAGCUGCAAACCCGAUGACGCAACAGCCUGGGGAUCUCGUUACCACGACCGUACGGGAUUACGACCUCCAGGAAGUCACCAAAUCCGUCCGUGCUGUCUAUAUGGGUCUCGCGAUGAUGGGUUUCCUCCACCUGUAUCUCAAGUACACACAACCUCUCUUCAUCCAGGGCCUCAUGGGCCUAAAGAAUGUGUACGAUGCGAAGGUCGUACAGAUUCAUAUCUUUGGCAAGCCUGCGGAGGGUGAUCUUAAGCGGCCCUUCAAGGCGGGUGGUGGUUUAUUCGGUGGUGCCUCUGGCGAGCCAGCGACGGACAAGGCUGCAAUUGACGAGGCAGAGAAGAAGGUCGGCCCAAAGAAGGACGAGUGA
Fomitiporia mediterranea MF3/22 is the source of this 564-nucleotide messenger RNA. RefSeq names its product inorganic phosphate transporter. The coding region runs from base 1 to 564 and encodes 187 amino acids. Gene Ontology annotation, biological process: protein targeting to ER. Gene Ontology annotation, cellular component: endoplasmic reticulum; mitochondrion. Lineage: Eukaryota; Fungi; Basidiomycota; Agaricomycetes; Hymenochaetales; Hymenochaetaceae. The transcript is spliced from 7 exons. The record is from RefSeq and is a predicted model, not a curated record.